AUGGCUGCAGCGCGGCGCGCCGUGGCCUGGCGGCGUGCGGCAGCAGUGGUAGCCUCCGGCUGGAGCGGCGGCGCGUCGGGCGGCAGCGAGCGGCAGCGCGCCCUGCUCAAGUUUGUGCAGGAGGCCGACCCCUCGCUCAUGCACUUUUUCGAGGAGGCCGCGCACCCCGAGGUGAUCAUCGCCAUGCGGCAGACCAUCACAUCCAUGCUGGGCACGCUGCCCCCUCAGUUCUUCCGCGUCGUCAUCUCCACAGAGGCAGAGAACCUGGCGCAGCUCAUGUAUUCCGUGCUCAUGAGCGGCUACAUGUUUGCCAACGCCUGGACCCGCCUCAGCCUGACACGCAGCAUGGCGGAGCAGCCCGCGGGCCUGCUGGAGCCGGAGCUGGCGGUCAGCGGCGGCGGCACCAGCCUGGCGGGCGCCGUCGCCGCUGCCGGCGGCAGCCUGGAUGGGCUGGAGGAGGCGGCGGGGCCUGCGUACGCUCCCGGCUCACAGAAGGUGCGGGUGGAGGGGGAGGUGCUGCGGUGGCACCACGAGAACGGCAAGGAGGUGGUACCGGCGCUGCAGUACAUCGAGCAGCUGGAGGCGGAGCUGGCGGAGCUGCGGCAGCAGAUGGCAGCGCAGGCGGCGGCGUUUGAGCGGGCCGCCGCCACCGACGCCAAGUUCCAGCCGCUGCCGGGCAACGAGCUGCUGGAUUACCUCAAGUGCCUGAGCCCCGAGGAGCUGGUGGCCCUGACCGACUGUGCCAGCGAGGAUGUGGUGGAGGCGAUGAACCUGUUUGUGCAGCGGCUCAUGGGCAUGGAGGAGGAGACGUGGCAGGGCGGCAGCAGCGACUGCACCGCCGGGGAGCUGGCGCAGCUCAUGUACUGGCUGAUGAUCACCGGCUACGAGCUGCGCGGCCUGGAGCAGCGCCUCAACCUGACCCGCACGCUCGACCUGCCGCCGCCGCCUGGCCCCGAGCCGCCCAGCCUGCCGCCGGGGCGGCGGCUGUAG
Messenger RNA from Chlorella variabilis, 990 nucleotides. RefSeq lists its product as hypothetical. Lineage: Eukaryota; Viridiplantae; Chlorophyta; Trebouxiophyceae; Chlorellales; Chlorellaceae. The transcript is spliced from 6 exons. The coding region runs from base 1 to 990 and encodes 329 amino acids. The record is from RefSeq and is a predicted model, not a curated record.